Molecule: messenger RNA, 1322 nt
Organism: Vespula vulgaris
Lineage: Eukaryota; Metazoa; Arthropoda; Insecta; Hymenoptera; Vespidae
Gene: Bug22
Product: cilia- and flagella-associated protein 20
Exons: 2
Coding region: 618-1199 (193 amino acids)
Biological process (GO): cilium assembly; positive regulation of cell motility; regulation of cilium beat frequency involved in ciliary motility
Cellular component (GO): ciliary basal body; motile cilium
Source: RefSeq, a predicted model, not a curated record
CAAUCUUUUUCUUUUUUCUUUUUUGUUUAUUGGAACUAUUAUUUUACAAUACUAUCAUAAUAUUUUCUAUAGUCUCAAUCAAUGUUUACAAAUUAAUAUUAACAUAAUAAUGCAUCUACAUUAACUCGAUUUCUGUAAUUUACUUUCGUUUUAAUCAUUUCGUAUGUUCAUAGAUUUGAAAGUUAUAUCAUCAUUUCGUGAAAUUAUUCGCAAGUAUAGAUUUAUCGAUUGAUAUUCAUUAUUAGUGAGGUAAGCUCUAAAAUACCGUGCCGGCAAUCGGAGUUCAUACAUACAAUAUCCGCUACAUUUCGUUCGAGAAAAGAAAAUUCACCGAGGAAAAGAUUUAUUUUUAAUAAAAAUGUAUGAAUGUUAAGUGAUCAUACAAAUCUACUUGUCUACAUACGUACAAUAAAAAUGAUUUUCUUUGAUUGAUUAUCUAUAGAGAGAAUUAUUUGAAAACGUGAGAUUUUAUAAUGGAAAAAGGUUAGGUUACUUUUUCUAUAUUUGAGACGAAAUUUUAAUACCUACGAUUGAACAUAUCUUUAAGUACAUUCUUAAGAGAAAACACAUAUCUUAAAAGAAAUUUCGGACAAAGAAAUCUAUAAGAAUCAUUAAAUAUGUUUAAAAACACAUUCCAAAGUGGCUUCUUAUCCAUUUUGUAUAGCAUUGGUAGUAAACCAUUACAAAUAUGGGAUAAAAAAGUGAGAAAUGGUCACAUCAAAAGAAUUACAGAUAAUGAUAUACAAAGUCUUGUAUUAGAAAUAUUGGGCAGUAAUGUGAGUACCACUUAUAUUACUUGUCCAGCAGAUCCAAGGAAAACGUUAGGCAUAAAAUUGCCAUUUCUGGUAAUGAUUAUUAAAAACUUGAAAAAAUAUUUUACUUUUGAAGUUCAGGUUAUAGAUGAUAAAAAUGUACGACGUCGAUUUCGUGCAAGUAAUUAUCAAUCAACAACUAGAGUAAAACCAUUUAUAUGCACUAUGCCAAUGAGAUUGGACGAUGGAUGGAAUCAAAUACAGUUUAAUUUAGCAGACUUCACUCGUAGAGCAUAUGGAACAAACUAUGUAGAAACUUUAAGAGUUCAAAUUCAUGCAAAUUGUCGAAUACGUAGGGUAUACUUUUCUGAUAGAUUAUAUUCCGAAGAUGAAUUACCAGCAGAAUUUAAAUUGUUUCUACCAAUUCAAAAUAAAGCAAAAUGUUAAACACAUUAGAUAGAUCUUUUUCAAAGUAGCAUAUUUUGCAGAACAUUUUCAUUUUCAUAAAAAAUUAACAUGUGUUACAGCGACUCCAAAUAGUGAUGCUAAUAAAUAUAAUUAUUUACAGAA